Molecule: messenger RNA, 303 nt
Organism: Funneliformis geosporum
Lineage: Eukaryota; Fungi; Glomeromycota; Glomeromycetes; Glomerales; Glomeraceae
Source: the annotation of a GenBank genome assembly
ACGUGUAAAUAAGUACAAAAAUCGACUAAAACCUAACAUAAAUCCUUCUUAUGAUAAUUCUGAACAAAGUGUUGAUGAGCCUUCUGAAUCUUCUGAAUAUACCACUGAAGAAGACAAUAUUUCAGGUAGUAGUAAUAUAGGAUCAACAAUUGAUAACCAAAUUUUAUGGAUUUUGCUCUGGAUUAUGUUAUUUCAGACAAGAUUCAUUAUAACGGAGACAGCAACUGAGGCUUUGAUAAAAUUUAUGAAAUUAGUCUUGACAGAAAUUGGUGGAGAUGAUUUUAGAAACUUCCCAGAUUUAAU